Messenger RNA from Macrosiphum euphorbiae (potato aphid), 303 nucleotides. Lineage: Eukaryota; Metazoa; Arthropoda; Insecta; Hemiptera; Aphididae. The record is from the annotation of a GenBank genome assembly.
AUGAUGGACCCUUUCUACUGGGAUCACCACCAACAGCAGCAGCCUCACCACUAUCACCAUCACUUGCACCAGCAGCAUCACCAGCCGCCUCCGCCGUCGCUGCUGCCGCCACAACCUCACCUGCAACAGCAGCAGAUGGACCACCCGCAGAGAUUACAGGACGGUGCUUCCUCCGCCGCCGUCGCCGCGGCCGAUACUCGCGGUCAGAAUGACACUGAUAACGCGUCCGACGAUUCGUACCUGACGUCUUCGCACGUGAGUACGACCUUGACACACUAUAUGACCCACACGCAUUCAUUAUAG